Vigna angularis (adzuki bean) is the source of this 3097-nucleotide messenger RNA. RefSeq names its product probable receptor-like protein kinase At5g24010. The transcript has a single exon. The record is from RefSeq and is a predicted model, not a curated record. Gene Ontology annotation, biological process: protein autophosphorylation. The coding region runs from base 347 to 2893 and encodes 848 amino acids. NCBI's taxonomy places the organism in Eukaryota, Viridiplantae, Streptophyta, Magnoliopsida, Fabales, Fabaceae. Gene Ontology annotation, molecular function: transmembrane receptor protein tyrosine kinase activity; ATP binding. Gene Ontology annotation, cellular component: plasmodesma; plasma membrane.
CCUUGCAGCAUUAUUUGCCCUUUAAUUAUUUAUUACAACAGUAGUAAGUAUCCAUACACGCGCUCUUCGGCAAGUGCUUAAAGACAAAAGUAAUGGAAAGUUUCAAACGUCAACCAUACUUCUCGAUUAUCUUUUUCACGGCCCUAAUAGUCCCGGUAGUUGAUAAAUCCACUUCAGAAUUAAAAAAAGGGAAAAGAGGAAAUAAUAAGAAAAAUCAAAGGUGACGCCUUGACCUCUGCUGAAGUCUUCCUUUCAUCUGUGUCCCGUGUUCAUUGAAGUCCACAGAGUCUAGUUUCAGAAGAUGCAAUAAUCAUAGCAGAUACUAAGCCCCAAUCACCAUAUUUCCAUGGAGAUUCCUAAGCUCCACAUAAUUCAACACUCUCUCUGUAUAGCACUUAUUUUCCUUCUUCAGCUCUCGUCACUGCAGUUCGCCUCACUCGGCUACACCGUCCCAGAUAAGUACUUCAUAAAUUGUGGGUCAGACAACAGUGUCACCGAAAGUGGAAAGGUCUACGUUGGUGAAUCAACACCUCAAGCCACUUUUAGCAGCAGUAACACAGAAAAGAACCAGUCAUCGGUUCCUUCUCCUCUUUACCAAACAGCAAGGAUUUUUCUAAGGGAAUCUUCGUAUAAGUUCAACAUCGAUAAAAAUGGCACCUACCUGGUACGCCUCCAUUUCUUCCCUUUCUCUUCUCCCACUAAUCUUUCCUCUGCCAGGUUCAACGUUUCAGUUCCUGGCUUUUGGUUGUUGCAAAAUUUUAAUGGUAGAAAUGAUACCAAUAACAACUCUGCUUUAGUAAAAGAGUUUUUCAUGGAAAUCAGUACCCCCAGCAUAAAAAUAACUUUCAGACCUCUGGAAUCAUCGUUUGCGUUUGUGAAUGCCAUAGAACUGUUCGUACUUCCCCUCCAUCUGAUAUCCGACCAAGUGUCGCGUUUCACUCGGAUUGGGGGUACAUCUACCCUCAGCGGAGGUUUGUACUCUCGGGUGUUGGAGACCAAACACAGGCUUAACGUUGGUGGCCAAUCUACCAGAGAUAUCUUAAUAAGAAACUGGAUUCCAGAUGAUAUAUAUCUCACUUAUCCGGAAAACGCCAAGAAUCGUUCCGCUUACCAGGGUCAAAUCGUGCCCCGUGUAGGUGAUGACGCCGAUGGUCCAAACGCAACUAGUUAUACUGCGCCAUCUGAGGUGUACGGGACUGCUAAGGAGUCUAAGAACAUCUCUGACAAUGCCACAGACUUGGGACUUUUCAACCUGACAUGGGCUCUUCCGGUGGACAACAACACAGAUAAUUUCCUUCGGCUUCACUUCUGUGACUAUGUCAGUGCACAAGUUGGCCUUACAUACUUCGAACUUUCCAUUUAUGACUUUCAUGUCAUGCAGGUAAAUAGUGACGAAAACGUGUCUAAGGAGUUGCCUGCCCCUUAUUAUUAUGAUUUCGUGGUGAGCUCUGACAACUCUGGAUAUAUUAAGGUCAGCCUAACACCUAAUGGAACCGCUGCCAUACCAAAUACCUUUUUAAACGGGCUGGAAAUAAUGAAAGUGAUUGAAUCAUCAAAUUCUGUCCCCCCUGAGUUGGACGAAAACGGUUCUGGGCAUAAUCUUCUUCCUGUGUUGCUUGGUUCAGUUCUCGGUGGUUUAGUCUUGGUUGUUGUUGUGGUGCUACUUGGCUUUCUUUGGCGUUCUAAAAUGAGGAAGGAAAAGCCCGUUGAGAAUUCGGACUGGUUGCCAAUCCCCGUUAAUGCUGGAGGGAGUUCUCACAGCAGAUUGACUGAUAUAACCAGUCACGGGUCUCCCCUUCCCAACAUAAACCUUGGGCUCAAAAUUCCCUUGAUUGAUCUUCAACUGGCAACUAAGAACUUCCACGCAAGUCAGCUAAUUGGCAAGGGUGGUUUUGGCAACGUCUACAAGGGAGUUCUCAAGAAUGGCAUGACAGUGGCUGUGAAAAGAAGCCAGCCAGGUUCAGGUCAAGGCCUUCCAGAAUUUCAGACAGAGAUCAUGGUUUUGUCUAAGAUUCGCCACAAGCACCUUGUUUCCUUAAUUGGGUAUUGUGAUGAGAGGUUCGAGAUGAUUCUGGUCUAUGAAUACAUGGAAAAAGGGACACUCAGGGACCAUUUGUAUAAUACAAAGUUCCCAAGUCUAUCCUGGAAGGUGAGGCUUCAAAUAUGCAUUGAUUCUGCCAGGGGUCUUCAUUACCUUCACAAAGGAGCAUCUGGGGGAAUCAUUCACCGUGAUGUAAAGUCCACAAACAUAUUGCUUGAUGAGAACCAUGUUGCUAAAGUUGCUGAUUUUGGUCUUUCAAGGUCAGGUCCUGCUGAUACUCAACCUCAUGUCACCACUGGUGUUAAAGGCACUUUUGGAUAUCUUGAUCCUGAGUAUUUCAGGUCGCAACAACUGACAGAAAAAUCUGAUGUCUAUUCAUUUGGAGUAGUUCUUUUGGAAGUGUUGUGUGCAAGAGCAGUGAUUGAUCCAUCUCUUCCAAGAGAUCAGAUAAACUUGGCAGAAUGGGGAUUGCUUUGCAAAAACAAGGGGAUACUCCAAGAGAUCAUCGAUCCUUCCAUCAAGGACCAAAUUGAUCAAAACUCACUCAGAAAAUUUAGUGAGACGAUAGAAAAAUGCUUGCAAGAAGAUGGUUCUGAUAGGCCAUCCAUGGGCGAUGUGUUGUGGGACUUGGAGUACGCGCUGCAGCUUCAGAAAGGUGCAAAUGCAAUACAGAGAGAGCCGUAUGAGGAUAGUUCUAGUAGUGUUUCUGCAUCACUUCAAUUGCCCAAUGUUCGGCGUCUUCCUUCACUCUCCACACUGAGUGAAGCGGAUGAUACCAUUGUGAGGGGUGAUGAAUCCGAUAGUGUUGUGGAUUCGGUUUUCUCCCAGUUGAAGAUUGAUGAUGCCAGAUAGAGUAUCGAGCACUUCUAGGUAGUCAUCUAUUGGAAAAUGUCUUGAGUAUGUACCUGCUUUUAAGAUAGAUUUUUCAACGUUUCGUCCUUUUUUUUUCUGUAGUUUUUGUUGUCAGUCUAUUGUGGUUUAAAUAACGUUAUGAAAGGAAUUGUAAAACCAUUGAUUAUUAAUCAAUUCCUAUGCUGGCAAUAAAUUAUUGAUAAA